This is a messenger RNA of Scleropages formosus (Asian bonytongue), 1528 nucleotides long. RefSeq names its product NADH dehydrogenase [ubiquinone] iron-sulfur protein 8, mitochondrial-like. The coding region runs from base 213 to 881 and encodes 222 amino acids. The record is from RefSeq and is a predicted model, not a curated record. Gene Ontology annotation, molecular function: 4 iron, 4 sulfur cluster binding; NADH dehydrogenase activity. Gene Ontology annotation, biological process: mitochondrial electron transport, NADH to ubiquinone; mitochondrial respiratory chain complex I assembly. NCBI's taxonomy places the organism in Eukaryota, Metazoa, Chordata, Actinopteri, Osteoglossiformes, Osteoglossidae. Gene Ontology annotation, cellular component: respiratory chain complex I; membrane. The transcript has 7 exons.
GGCGCGCUGGUCACGUGGGCCGCGUGUACCCCUAGCUGUCAGACACGCGAGUGGUCGCUGCGGGGCUCGUUCCUUGCGCGUGAGGAUAUACGGAUGAGGGGUGAAAUGUAGCGUUCCCUGCACUCCUCCUUCGUCUUGGCCUCCCGCGUUCGUCUUACUUCACCUUAGUCACUAAUCCUUGUGCUUGAGUUUGAGGUCAUUCUCAUUGCUGUAUGCAAAUCGGACCAAACGUUUGCCCGUUCUCAGCGAUGUCUGUGGCUCUGCGGUUGCUGUACUCUGCAUCCAGACCUGGCACUUUUGCUGCCAGUCCUGGCCUGAUUCGUCCCUUCAGCCUUUCUGUCCAGAGAGAGGGAUACAAAUAUGUCAAUGCUCAGGAGCUGCCCACUGAUAUGAAGUCCAUAACUGACCGGGCUGCCCAGACCCUUCUAUGGACUGAGCUCUUCAGGGGUUUGGGAAUGACUAUGAGCUACCUGUUUCGGGAGCCGGCCACUAUAAACUACCCAUUUGAGAAAGGCCCCCUGUCUCCCCGUUUCCGUGGAGAACACGCCCUGCGCAGAUACCCGUCCGGAGAGGAACGCUGCAUUGCCUGCAAACUGUGUGAGGCUAUUUGCCCUGCCCAGGCAAUCACUAUCGAGGCUGAGUCCCGUGCAGAUGGAAGCCGACGAACCACCCGCUACGACAUCGACAUGACCAAAUGCAUCUAUUGUGGAUUCUGUCAGGAGGCUUGCCCCGUCGACGCCAUCGUGGAGGGUCCAAACUUUGAGUUUUCUACCGAGACUCACGAGGAGCUGCUGUACAACAAGGAGAAACUGCUCAACAAUGGAGACAAGUGGGAGGUGGAAAUUGCUGCCAAUAUACAGGCGGAUUAUCUGUAUAGAUAAGCAGGUGAUGGAAGCGCUGAAACGGGAUGCAAGACCAGUAGGAUCUGUACACUGACUGACCAAAUGACCAACCCACUGCAUGCUUCAAUAUGCUGAGUGACAACAUGACUUGAUUGGCGCAGAGGACAGCAUUGACACACUGACACACCGAGGGAUGGACACAUGGGUACAAAAGCUUGGAAAAUGGACACUAAAAGGACAGGCUAAGAUGAAUGUGCACAGUGCUUUUCAGUCUCCUACACCUAGAGAGCUCGCCUCAGGCUUACUCAGUUGUCAGUGAAUUCAGAAUUGCAGUUUUAGGGGUGUUAAACAGUACUAACAUGUAAUUAGGUGUAUUCACACACAAGCAGACGUGCACCUUGUACUCGGUUGUGUAGUUGAUUGACGUUCUUGUAGACAUUAAAGUUGUGACAAAUAAAUUUGAAUUUCUCUUAAAUCUAUUGGAUGUUAUGCUUUUGUGUAAUCAAGAAGUAAUGUUGCAGAAGUGAUUGCUGAUACUUAUCACAAGGUAAAAUCAACAAGUUUUUAAUUUGAAUUUGAAGUGUUGGGUAUUGGUUCUAUGUUGGUUCUGUUACUGUAAGUGUUCAUUUGUUUUUAGAAUUAUAUACAUUUACUGUAUAUUAAAUUGUAGUCGAACAGAGACGAAA